GGUGGAGACUUCGGGAUAACUUCCUGCACAGUACUCUUAAGAAUCAUACCUCACAGUUUAACACCAGGCCGACAUUUAAACCAAGUCGAAUGGAUUAAUAGCGCAAAUAAACUCGCUAACAAGCACUUCACCAACACUAUUCCACGCACAAGGAUUUACUGCUAGCAUUCAGUCUGCUAGCUAACAUCAGCUAGGACGGCAGAUUGUACACAUCAGAUCAAGACGGUCUCCUAUCGAAGGACAGUAUGGUUGAGGUGGUGGUGGAGUAUGACUAUGAAGCCCUCCAUGAAGAUGAGUUGACCCUCAGGCUUGGAGACGUGAUCAGAAAUGUGCGACGAAUCGAUGAGGAUGGAUGGAUGGAAGGAGACCUCAAUGGGAAACGAGGCCUUUUCCCGGACAACUUUGUAAAGGUGAAAAAUGAGCCAAAGUCCAAAGAAGAGCCAAAGGAGGCUAAAGAAGUGAAGGAGGCAAAGGAUGAGACUCCAUUACAGCGGCGAACAUCAAAGAAUGUAGCAAGCCUGGUGCAGAGGAUCAGUACCUACGGCAUCCCGACCGGAGGACUCGGCUUACAACCCCAUUCUCAACCCCGUGCCUCAAAAAAGAAGGCCAAGAAGCGUCAGUGCAAAGCCCUGUUUGAAUAUGUGCCUCUGAAUGAAGACGAGCUGGAACUCAAGGUUGGAGAUAUCAUUGACAUCACUGAGGAGGUUGAGGAAGGCUGGUGGAGCGGAAGCAUGAAUGGGAAGUCUGGACUUUUUCCUUCCAAUUUUGUCAAAGAAAUUGACUCAAUUGAAGACACCGAGACCAGCGAUGUUACAGAGGAGCCAGAUGACACAGAGGGACUGUCUAGCCCCACUUCCCCUCACCCAGGCAACGGCGUCAUGGCCCAACCCAAGAAGAUUAUGGGCAUUGGCUUUGGCGACAUAUUCAAAGAGGGCUCUGUAAAACUGAGAGUCUCCCAAAGACCAGUAAACGAGGAGAAGAAAGAAAAACCAAUUCCAUCAUUACCAUCUGCCACAAAACCUACCCCUUUGAGCUCUCCUGAACCCCCUAAAGGAGAAAAAGAGGCAGAGAACAAAGGAAAAGUAAAAGAAUACUGCAAGGCCACUUUCUCCUAUGAAGCAACUAACCAAGAUGAGUUGGAUUUAAAGGAGGGUGACAUUAUCCACGUAUUGAGUAAGGACACAGGAGAGCCGGGCUGGUGGAGAGGAGAGAUCAAUGGCAGAGAAGGGGUUUUUCCAGACAACUUUGUUGCUCUGCUUCCUGAGACAGACAAAGAGACACUAACAUCCAAAGGCUCCUUUAAAGUGUCUCCUAAACAGGAAGCAGAGGAGAAGCCAAAGAAGCCCCCACCACCAUCCAAAACCACAGUCCUGAAACCUGAGGCCUCAAGUGUGGACAAGAAGCAACCGCAGACACGGCCUGAAGAUAAAGUUGUCAAGCCCUUGCCAGAGAAACCAGCCAAACCUGCUGGCCCCACCGUCCCCCCGAAAAAGCCUGUGCCUCCAAGCAAGGGACUGCUGCGUCCUUCCAUCCACACAAAACGACCUGACUUGCCUCUCACUCCAUCACCAGCCGCCAAGCAAGUGCACAAUGGAGAAGUUCCCCUCACACGAACAAAGUCAGAGACCGAACCUGUACCAAUCAAGCCAAAAUCCACUGUUGUGGACAGCGGCGAGAAGAAUUCAGAAGCGCCUAAUCUCAUGAGUUUUGAUGAAGUCUCCUCUACCUCGGAGAAGUUAACCCACCCUACUGCACAGCGACCAAAGAUGCCUGGGAGAAGACCGCCGGCUCACAGAGGCCAAUCGCCGAGCAAGGAGAUUGGUGAGAAAGCUGAGAAAAUGGAGGAAGUGGAUGAAAUUGACCCUGUGCCUUCCGCACAGAAUUCGCUGAAGACGUCCGUCUCAUCGCCCUUACCUUCUACAGCACCUAAAGCAAUUUCAUCCACCCAUUCAUCCACCCAUUUUACCCCUGAGCCCAGACCAAAACCUGACAAGGAAGAGGAGAAAGGGUCUGAACUAGAUGACCUGAAGGCUCAGAUGAAGGAGCUAAUGCUGUCUGUAGAGUUACUAAAGACACAACAGACGAGAGAUCUCAAUGAACUCCGAAAAGAGCUGGACGAUGAGCGACUCAAGCGGGUGGCCUUGCAGAUGGAGAUAGAUAAAGUGAAGAAGCUUGUACAAUCAACAUGAAAUCUGGCUCCCUGAACUGGACCGAUGGCCCCGUUGUCACGUCCCGAGUGGAAAGCGACCUCCAGAUGGAGGGACGAUAUCAUUCACGUCAUCAUUACACUCACUGACUUACUCCACAAAUUGUAAGAUUCACAUAUUUGCACAAGAGGUUUUUUUUCUAGGUUUGGAAAAGUGUAAUUAUGACAGAUGUAUAUGGUUGUUUUCCUCUCUUUUUUUUCUUUUUGCCAACAAAAAAUGAUCGAGGCCUUACUUUACUACUGUGCUGGAUAUGAAUUCUGGGCACUUUUUGAAAAAGUGCAGCAGAUUAUGCAUUUAAUACUACUGAGUCUGUAUACAUGUUGGGGGAUUAUCUUGUUUCCUUGGGUUUUUUUUUAUGACGGGCUAGUUUUUAAAGAAAACUAUCAUGAUCUCAGCAAUAUUCUGUCUAUAUUAGCCUCAUUAGAUGAUUAUCAAAUGUAUGGCGUACUAUUGGUUCCUUAGUGAUGAUGUAUUCUGUUGUUGUUUCAAAAGGGAGAAGAUUUCUGUUCGUUUUUUCUCUUAACAUUCCUAUCCAGGGUAACACUAUCGUGCCUGUUAAGAUUUUUACAAGUGUUAAUACUGGGAGCUCUCAUACAAUAUAAAUAUAUAUAAAUAUAUAUGUGUAUACUUAGAUCUACGGCAUGAUAUAUUUUUAUGGUCUACUGAUUGACUGGGAUUGUGUAGCUGUGUUUUGGUUUAAAACACCCAACAUAAGAAAAUGUGGCUUCGACAAGUGGUGCCAUUUCACCAAACAAAUGGCAGAUAUCCAUUUGGCAAUUUAGGCUUUGGUUUAAUGGCAGAGAAUACCGAUGGUUUUGUUCUGCAGUUACGCCCCCUUGCCAAAAAUCACGUUGAAAUUGGAAAGAUACAUUUGGCUUUUCUUUUUUUUUAGCAUAAACCUCUCUGACUGCUGUUUCUACAUGGAUGAUUGGCUAGUUAAAACGUCUGGCAUGAUGAAAUAUAGAUGUUGAGGAAUGAACACCUCAGGUUAUAGACUGGUGGUUGGCACAGAGUGGCUCUCUGAGGAGUAUUUUUUUGUGUUAACAGCUGUGCAGUUGAAGUAAGUACUGCUGACCAAAAUGGAUCUUUUAGUCAAUUGGUUCCGAUUGUAGAAUUACACGGUCAAUAAAACACUCUCAGGUACACUGGAGUGUGCCCAUUCCUCAGACCUCUUAACCCUUAAGCUGAUGAUACAUUUUUAAAAGCAUUCCUGAGCAGGGAUUGUUGGCUUGUCUCUGUGUGAGAGUGUGCGGGAGUUGCUGAUACAGUAGGAUGCCAGGUUGAUCUCUAAAGCAAUAAACAGACAAGUCUUUUUGGUUUCCAUUUCUUCAUGUUUAGUGUUCUGAUGCUCCAACUUUACAGGAUCUUCCAUGAAAGUACAUGGAAAAUUAGUCCUCUAUGUUGUCUGAAAUUGGGUAGAACACAUUCCAUUUUAUUAUUUUAUUUCUUAAGAUCUGUUGUGCGCAUACAACAUCUAUCAAAAUGAUCUUGUUUACAUGAUUUAAAACUGAAUUGCAUGAGCUGAGUUUUUUUUUUUUUUUUUCCAAACGAAAUAAAUAUCAUGUUUAUUUACUGAGAUUGUUGUGAUUAUUUAGUUGUUAAAGAUUUUUGUAUUUCUUUUUGGGGUCAGUAUAAAGGCGGGCGUACACGGUGCGAUUUAUUGCAGUUUAAUGACCUCACAGAUAAUUUUUUUCUAUCGGGAGAAAUCGCGUGGAAAUCGGUUGUGCUCACGUUACGGCUCGUGUCGUGUGCUAGGAAGAUACGAGCCGAGCCGAGAACCUCUCGACUUCACGAUAAUUUUUAAGCAUGUCUAAAAGUUUGGGAGCUGUCGGCUUGAAUUCGUGUGGUGUGUGCGGUUUAAGGAGCCGAUUUGUCUGUUUAUCUGAAUUUGACCAAUCAGGAGCUGAAGCAAUCCACAGAAGAAAGACGAAAAUGGCAGAUCCACAGCGAAUUUGGACUAUUGAAAGGGAAUCCUACCACUUUAUUAUGAUGAUUUUAGUAUCAUGAUGAUGAUUAAUAAAUGCAUGCACAAUUAUCAGUGAACUUGAUAAAUGGUGCAGAUAUGUUUUACUAUGCUCAAAAAAAUGCCUUUCAACUGAAUGAAUGUGCAGCAAUUUGUACAAAUAGAGUCUGUAUAUCUGUAACCAUAAUAAGCGCAUUUAGUUUCAUAUUUAUUAUGUUUGUUUGUUUUUCCCCAUCUAUGUUGAUUAUGAAAAGUAGCCUAGAUUAGGCUACGCAAUAUAUCGGGAGACAUGGCCAGACAUGAUUUUGACCUUCCUUACGUGUUGGUUUGUAGAAGUGAAUUUCUUUUUUGUAAAAAUUGUAUCUUUAUUUUAAUAAAAUUUUCAUCAACCAA
This is a messenger RNA of Pimephales promelas (fathead minnow), 4563 nucleotides long. It is a transcript of the gene cd2ap, whose product is annotated as CD2 associated protein. Lineage: Eukaryota; Metazoa; Chordata; Actinopteri; Cypriniformes; Leuciscidae. Gene Ontology annotation, molecular function: protein binding. The record is from RefSeq and is a predicted model, not a curated record. Gene Ontology annotation, biological process: actin filament organization; cell migration. Gene Ontology annotation, cellular component: cell leading edge; cytoplasm; vesicle.